Molecule: messenger RNA, 583 nt
Organism: Dermacentor silvarum
Lineage: Eukaryota; Metazoa; Arthropoda; Arachnida; Ixodida; Ixodidae
Exons: 5
Coding region: 41-499 (152 amino acids)
Source: RefSeq, a predicted model, not a curated record
CGCCCGGAGCGUACGAGCAAAGCCUCGCAAGACGACGGCCAUGAUCGGCACGCUGCUGGCCGCUUCGUGGGUUCUAUCGCGGCUCGCCGGUGGAUCGCCGCUGGAGGACGCCUGCGGUCCGCAACCCAACAAGAAGGAAAUGAUGUCCAUGCUGACGCCAGCAGCAGAUAUGUUCGUCGACUGCUACGAGAACUACGACCAGUACGGAGUUCCGUCCAAGUACCUGACAAAGGUGCUGCCGACCAUCUGUACCGAAUACGACGGCUGCCUGUCUUCCGCGCAAGAGGGUGAUGGUGACCAGAAGGAAAAGAUUGUCCAGUGUAUCAUCGAGAAGGUCAAGGCCCAACUGUCCGAAAUGGGAGACCUACCAAAGCCCGCCGAUGACGUCAGCGAAAAACUAUUCGGCUGUAGCUUCCGGAGACCCACCGUGCCGAUCACGAACCGCAAAAACUUUUUCGUCUGCAUUCACUGGUACCAGAUCGCCGUGUCCAUCGAAUGAGCAACAAUCCGCACUGACGACCCGUUUUACUUCCCCCAGUCUGCUCUUUUCAAUAGCUAAUAUUCGGCGGAGAAUAAAGCAUGU